UGGUCGACCACGCCGACUUGUGAAAGAGGCCUCACCAGUCCGUGGUUUCCUUGAUUUUUGCCUUCACGCACUGUUUGGCUUUGGCAAACUUUUGUCUUCUGCUGUGUUUUCCAUGACCAGGAGAGCUUUUGCUCAAUGCCUGCUGAGUUGGUCGCGAGACAUGUUCUUGUUCGUCCCCAUGCUUGGCGUACACAGUUUUUGGGGUUUGUCUCCCAUUCGCACACUUCGCUGCUGAGCCGUUGGUUCUCAGCCGACAACAGAUAGUACCGCGCCUCAAGCAAGGGCAUGUGUUCGGCGAUCAAAGACGCAUUCAAGUUGACGCCCUCCAACUUACAGCAAAAAAGUUGCGCUUAGCUGUGAAACCUGUAGGAGCUAACGGCUUGCAACCUCCUUGAAAGCGCUUUGACGCUUGGCUUGCGUGUAGUUGGGAUGGCCCGUGUGUUUGCCACAGGGAAGCUCGCCGCAAUGGGAUCAGUUGGCAUCCUGGCAGUUGCUGGCUUUGUGACGUUCUAUCUUUGUGACGUUCCCAGGCCCAGGCAGUCCUUUCAGCCCACUAGACAAGAGACGUCUUCGUUAAGCCAAAGCGUGGCUUCCGAGCACAAAGCGCAAGAGGAGGCUGCGUUCUGGGGAAAGCAUGAUGAUCGCUUGCAAUGGCGAAUUUCCUGGACAAGCAUCCAACAUUUUCAGCAUGAGCUCCAUAAAGUUGCAGAUGUGGGAACCCUGGCACGUUCAUUGCUUGGGGAAAAGUCUGGAAAGAGGCGUGGAUUGACGCUUGGAUGCGGGCCCAUGGCGGGCGAGUACCCAAUGCUGAAAUCAUUCGGGGUGGACAGUAUCGAGGCGUACGACACUGCAGAGGGGAUGUAUCAAAAGUUUUUGGAGUUUCAGCCAAACCCAGAGAUUCCUGUAACCUACCAUGUCAUGGAUGUGAAUGAGAUCCAUUUGGAGGAAGGGGCGUUUGAUGUGAUUUACAUUCAACACGCAUAUCAUCACUUCGAGCGCAUCGAGCACGUUGCUGAAGAGAUCUCCAAGGCCUUGAAGCCCUCAGGUGUGUUCGUCAUCACCGAUUGGAUUGGGCCAAAUUUCCUGCAGCGGACGCCAGCGCAGCUUGCAGUGAUGAACAACCUUUGGCAUCAUAUGCCAGCCAAGUGGCGCACAGACCACAUGGGGAUCGUUCAUUCCGAGCCUGUGGUGCCUGCCAAGGAAUCCUUGUCGCCAUUCGAGGCUGUGCGAAGCCAGGAGAUCAAAGACGUGCUGGACGCGCGCUUUGAGAAGCGGAUGCAAUGCGUUUAUGCGGGCAUUUUGUACCCUAUGUUUGAAGGCUUUGGCCACAACUACAACGAGUCUGACCCGGUGGAUUUGGCCUGGAUCCAGCAGAUGUGGACACUGGAUCGACUCACAGCUGAAACCGGAGCCGUCGAGCCCACUUUCAUGAACGCAGUGUACACAAAGCGCAUGCUUAAUGGGCGGCGCCUCCAACCAGGCGAGAAUUCUUUGUUAAGCCAAAGUGUGGCUUCCGAGCACAAAGCGCAAGAGGAGGCUGCGUUCUGGGGAAAGCAUGAUGAUCGCUUGCAAUGGCGAAUUUCCUGGACAAGCAUCCAACAUUUUCAGCAUGAGCUCCAUAAAGUUGCAGAUGUGGGAACCCUGGCACGCUCAUUGCUUGGGGAAAAGUCUGGAAAGAGGCGUGGAUUGACGCUGGGGUGCGGGCCCAUGGCGGGCGAGUACCCAAUGCUGAAAUCAUUCGGGGUGGACAGUAUCGAGGCAUACGACACUGCAGAGGGGAUGUAUCAAAAGUUUUUGGAGUUUCAGCCAAACCCAGAGAUUCCUGUAACCUACCAUGUCAUGGAUGUGAAUGAGAUCCAUUUGGAGGAAGGGGCGUUUGAUGUGAUUUACAUUCAACACGCAUAUCAUCACUUCGAGCGCAUCGAACACGUUGCUGAAGAGAUCUCCAAGGCCUUGAAGCCCUCAGGUGUGUUCGUCAUCACCGAUUGGAUUGGGCCAAAUUUCCUGCAGCGGACGCCAGCACAGCUAGCAGUGAUGAACAACCUUUGGCAUCAUAUGCCAGCCAAGUGGCGCACAGACCACAUGGGGAUCGUUCAUUCCGAGCCUGUGGUGCCUGCCAAGGAAUCCUUGUCGCCAUUCGAGGCUGUGCGAAGCCAGGAGAUCAAAGACGUGCUGGACGCGCGCUUUGAGAAGCGGAUGCAAUGCGUUUAUGCGGGCAUUUUGUACCCUAUGUUUGAAGGUUUCGGACACAACUACAACGAGUCUGACCCGGAAGAUCUCGCCUGGAUCCAGCACAUAUGGGCCUUGGAUCGAAUCUGCGCUGUCACUGGUGCCAUCGAGGCCAAUUUCAUGAACGCGGUGUACAUAAAGAAAUGACCAAAGUUGUUCGUUGGAG
Effrenium voratum is the source of this 2395-nucleotide messenger RNA. The record is from the annotation of a GenBank genome assembly. Lineage: Eukaryota; Dinophyceae; Suessiales; Symbiodiniaceae.